UAUAAUAUUAAAUAAUGGGGGAAGCAUAUUCCACUCUUAAGUGGAAGUUCAAAGGGGGAAAGGCAUACAACGAAUAUGCUUUACAUCAAGAAACUGAAAGAAAUAAUGCAGAUAUUCUGGAUGCAGUAUGCAAACAAUAUUACUAUAUUUCAUUCAGACAGAAGAAAUCUAACAGUAUUUCAAUGAUUCUCAAAAACUUUCAAGAUAAGCAAGCACUGACAAAGAUAGAGAAGUUGGCUCCAAAAGUAGAGAAGCUGGAGUAUAUUGCCUUCCAUAACAUUCAGAAGAAUGACAAGAAGCUUAACAGGCUAUUAGGUCAGUUAAGAGUGAGCGAACUUAAAAGGAUCUACUUUGAUGGGAAUUCUCCAGGUUCACUAUUGUUCAGCUUUUAUGCCAGAAACAUUGUUAGGUUUCUUCCUUUAGCCCCUCAAUUGAUUCAAAUUAUUAAUUUCAAAGUAUCACACAGAGACUUUGGCAGAGUCCUAGUAUCUUGUGGGAGCUCUACUUGAGUACUAUUUCAAGCAUGCAGAAUUGUUAUCAAUGGGUUUGACUAUCUUGAUAAUGUUCAGCCUUUAAUAAGGACCAUCUCUUUGUCUAACAACACCAUCAUCCAACCAGAAGAAGACAAUGAGUACUUUGAUGGGCUCAUACAAAAAAUGGCAGAGUCAAGUCUGAGUGGCUCUUUAAGACAAGUCUCGAUUUGGGCUCCUAAUUCAAUAGAAGGCAGAAAUAAAAUUCUAGACAAGAAGGAGUAUACUAUCGGGGACCUUCAUGUCUGAGUUUACUAAGCAUACAUUUAAGGUGAUUUCAACUAUCAGUGAGGAGCCUUACUUGCUAGGUCCAAAUAAGCAUUUGAUAAUCAAAAUCUAGUCUUCAAUGACUCUAUUCUGGUCUUCUUGUCAUCACCCUAAAGCUGAAUUUUAGAGGAAUUUCCUGAUCCAAUCACCUUAAAUUCAUUGGAACGAUUAUUUGUUAAUAACUCAUCUUGGCCAAGUCCUCCAUAAGUCUAGUUAGUAAGGAAUGAUCUUAGCAGCAAAUAGAAAUUCUUAUUAAGAAAUUGACAUGUUGAGAUGGCAUCUAAAUUCAUAAUUCUUCGUGAUAUAUGAUGGGAACCACCCUUAAAGCCCACUUGCCUUCAAUGAUGCGGUAUAGCUCUUAGUGAUAGGAGGUAUGAAUUGAAUUAGGUGAUACAUCCGCAAUAGAGAGCUUAAGGCUUUGUAGAUUUGUAAGCCACACUCUUGCUAAUUUAGCAUAUACUAGUGGUAAAAGAGCAUAAAAAUCCUAAAAUCUUUCGUACAAUAACACCUUUCUUAUUUCCACUUGAAAUUGUUAGAAUUGGUCCUUGUGACAUAUUAUGGAAUGAAUGAAUCUAUAAGCACAACAUCAUUACAACUUUCAUAUGACUAAUUGAGACUUGAAAGUUGUGGAAUCAUGAGAAUAGAAGCGCAACUGAGGGUAGUUUCCUUAGAGCUUUCAGACCGUAGAGUCAUAACCUUUAUGAUAUUAUCUGAGCAUCUAAAAUGAUUCUGCAAGACUUUUAAUAUAUUUAGGCUAACUUUAAGGCUAGAUCUAACACCAGUCUGUAUUACUUUAGGCGUGAGAUGAGUUAUGUUUUAAUAAAAAUCAUUGUAUCUGCGUUGCCAUAAUUACUUAGAAUAUAUCAGGGAGACUAUGCUUAGCUUGAAUUGCUUGUUCAGUUAUUGCCAAUUCAUUUGGCUUGUUUGGCUUUACUCUGCUGGGCAUACAACUUAUGGUCAUAUUGGCAACGCUAAAAUAACAUCUG
Molecule: messenger RNA, 1783 nt
Organism: Moneuplotes crassus
Lineage: Eukaryota; Ciliophora; Spirotrichea; Euplotida; Euplotidae
Source: the annotation of a GenBank genome assembly